AUGGUACAAUGUUCGUUCGAAGAUUUCCAGCCAUCAACUUCGCUUUCGCAAACUUCUACUUUGUUGUCUUUAUCAGAAUCAUCUACCAAAAGACAAACAAACGCGGAUGAAGAACAUUUAGAAUUACUAGCGACUGAUGAAACUGAUUUUUCUACAGCAAUUUCAAUCUCACCCUCAUCUUCCACUUCUCAACCAGACUCUCAAAGUUCAAAACCUUCUUUUUCUGUACCAAUACCAUCAUUACAUUUACCUCCACAUCCUUCUACAUCAUCAUCAUCAUCGGUUUCUCCACCACCUCCGCCUCCAUUAUUACCAUCAAAAUUUCCUCCUCCACCUCCUCCUUUACCAUCACUAAAAGGUCCACCUCCGCCACCAUUUUUAGGUUUGUCUGUUCUACCUCCUCCGCCAUCAUUAGGUGUUCUACCUCCACCUCUACCCGGUAUGUUAUCAAUGCAUCAGGUCACCCUACCUCAACAAACUAUUCCAAAACCGAAAAACAAAAUGGUUUCACUAAACUGGAAUAAAAUACCAACUCAGAAAAUAACUGGACAAAAAAAUCUGUGGACCUUAGUUGCCUCAAGCCAUGAAGUAACAUCUAAUACACUUGAUUUUGAAAUGAUGGAACGCUUAUUUUGCCAAAAACAAAAAAGUACUUCAAGAUACGACAAUGAAAAUCUUAUUCUCAGCAAUGAAAAUGCUACAGACGGUCCCAGUCAAAAGAAAAAAGAAUCUCAAGAAAUUAAUCUUCUAGACAGUAAGAGGAGUCUUAAUGUUAACGUUUUUCUAAAACAAUUUCGCAGCUCGCAUGAAGUUAUAAUUGAAGAUAUAUUGGAAGGAACAAACAAAUAUUUGGGCACUGAAGAGUUGAAAGGACUUUUGAAAAUUCUACCUGAGGACGAUGAGAUCAAACUUCUGAAAGGAUUUAAGGGAAAAACACAGCAGCUUGGAAAUGCUGAAAAGUUCCUCAGGCAACUGUUAGACAUAACUAAUUAUAAACUUCGAAUCGAAAGCUUAUUACUGAAAGAAGAGUUUGAUCCGAUCAUCGUUCCUCUAAAGGAUGGACUAGAAACAAUCAAACUUGCAGCUCAAGAAAUCAAAAAGAGCCAGAGUCUUCGUGAAAUCCUGUAUAUGGUGCUGAUUGCUGGAAAUUUUCUUAAUGCAGGUAAAUACGCAGGAAAUGCAGCGGGUUUCAAGAUGAUGUCAUUGUUAAAUUUGACGGACAUUAAAGCAACUAAACCAGGAAUGAAUCUUGUUCACUUUGUUGCACUGCAAGCAGAAGAGAAGAAACCAGAACUAUUAAAAUUACCUGAUGAACUGAAGAAUCUUGAAAACACAACAAAGAUUUCUACUGAGGCUUUGAAAGCGGACAUAAAAAAUCUGAAUGAUCGAAUUAAUACACUUUCUAAUCAGCUAUCAAGCACACACCAGGAUAUAAAGGACCAAAUGGAAAAUUUCGUUAACGAUGCAAAGAGAAAGGUAGAACAAAUUUCUGAAGAAGCCGAAAAACUGGAAAAUGUUCAAGUAGACUUGGCAGAAUUUUUGUGUGAAGACGUUGCCACCUUCAAACUUGAUGAAUGUUUCACCGUGUUUCGAAGUUUUUGUCAAAAGUUUAAAGAAGCCAUUGAGGAAAACAAACUUAGGCAUGAACAGGAAAUGAAAGCUGAAAUUAGACGCUCACAAAGAAAAGCUCAGGAGGCUCGCAAAAAUCAAAGCGCUUCAGCUCCAUCUCGCCACCGUUCUCCUACACUUUCUGGAGACGAAACACAAACUAAACUUGUUGGCACGCUUCUGAACAAUGGAUUACCUGGUUUUCAAAAUCAUAUUCAACCCCUGAGUAGUACAUCUGAUGAUUCCAGUAUUGUAACUCUGUCCAGGUCCAGUUCAAUUAGUUCUUUGAGUACUUCCUUGGACAAUUCAGAAUCUACUGAAUUCUCAAGUACUUUUUAUGAUUCAUCUAGAAGGCGGCAGCGUCGAUGUGGGUUGUUAUUCGACAAUGGAGAUGAUAUUUUAUCAGUAUUACAAGACUAUUCUGACCAGGAAUCGACAGGAUACAGUUCGUUAAGUAGCAAUGAAGAUGGGUCCUUUGAUAGACAUUCUUUUUUCCGCAAAUCGCUUCAUAAACGACGAAAGAAUUUACUGCUUGCCGAAAUGAGUGAGCGAGAUCGUAUUUUUUCCCCUCCAUUCUUUGAAACUUCAGAAGAAGAGGAGAAAGAGCAAAAUAUGCAAAUAAGUGGGGAAAGCACUAUGAAAGAACACCUUGAUGUGGAGAAGAAAUCUUCAGUAGAAAGUAAUAAAGAAGAAACUGGUUUUGCAAGUAAUAAAGAACAAUUGGAACAAAUAACAAAUACAACAACAAAUGAAACAUAUUUUACACGCUCUAACAGACUAUAUCAUAGUACGAAAGAAUAUUCUGCAACCAUAACCACAUCGGUGGACGAUCGACUUACAAAAGAUGAUCUUGAUAUUUCAAACCCCUGUGUGAAAGAUAAAUCAAGAUUUAGAAAAAGUACUUUAAAUAUGCAGUAUUCUUGUGAGUUAACAGAUAAAAAAGACAGGCGAGUUUCAAAACAAAGCAUAGAAUCCGAGUGUUUUACUGGAAAAUCCUGGAAUCCUGAAAACUGCAUUAUCACUAAGGCGUCACCUCCAACUGAAAUAGAAUAUGAAACAUUAAACUGCUCUUUUACAAAUCAGUCAAAGGCAAAAUCGAAUGUUGAAAAUACACCUUCUCUUAAUCCGUCUAAAACUUGGUCAUUGAUACAGAACCCUGAUUAUCGUAAAACAGAAAUUGAUCCGUCAUCAAACCUAGCUUCUGUAGAAUCUUUAUCAAAGGAAGGACCCUCCAAGGACAGCUUUGACUAUUCCAAUCUAAAGGAAGGACUUUCUACAGACAGUUUUGACGAUUCCAACUUGAGUAAACAACUAUUAUCUCCUGUUACUGGUCAUGAACAAACUCAUUCAAUGAACCAUAAAAAGGAAAGACAUUCUGAAAAUCAGAUGCAGGUAUCCGAAAAAAGUCAGAAACUGAUAUCUGAGAACUCAAUGGUUUCAAAAUUUAGUAAUCGAAAAUUCUUGAGUUAUUUCAAUAAAGAAAUUGACGAUAUUAUUGCCGACACUGGUAAGCAAGGAAUGUAUCUAACAAGAGAUGACUAUGCUUUGAGCAAGAUAUAUACAAAUAAUAAGGUAGGUAACCUUCGAGAAAACAGAUUAUACCACAGCUUGAAAGAUUAUUCUACUCGAAAUAGAAGUAAAGACGUAAGCGUAUGCCAAAAGGAUGAUUUUCAUCAUGUACACCAGGGUUCAAAAGUGCAAGUAAACUCCACAGAAUGCAUAGAUACCUAUAACGAAGGCACGUGUACAGAAACAAAGUGCACAAAUCAGGACUAUGAAAGCAAUGAAACUUCUAAUUUUGAUAGCAUUUUGGUUACAGAAUUAGAUACAGUACACGAAGUCAACAGUGUAGACGAGGAAAGGACUUUCAACCGAUUCUCUCGACACAGAAAAACAAUUAGGGGUACUAAUAAUAAAUCCUGUUUAAAAUCUGAAAGAGGGUACAGUUUCAGAAAUAUAAAAAACAAUUAUCCAAAUAACGAUUCACAAAUUACAACACAAACAGGUUUAAAACAACGUGUAGGAAGUAAAGACACGAGUAGUAAAAUGUCAUCACCAAAUAAAAACCCGCCUCUGGCUCGUCAUGCUAGCACUCGAGAAUAUGUAAGAUAUCAUGACCAACCUGCAAGUAAGCUACAAAAUAAUAAAGUAAAAGAAACUGUUAAUUCAUCGACUAAACUGGUAAGAUCCAGCUCUGUUAGAUCGCGCCAAAAACCACCUCUAGCUAGUACAACUGCAAAGCUUAGUAUUACUCGUAAAAAUACAAAUAUGAAAGAAAAUGCAAUUCUUUCUGCAAAAGUAGAAUGUGAUUCUAAAACAAAUUCAAAACUAUUACCAAAAUCGAACAUUUAUGACCCUUCUCAAAAAUUAACCCAGAAGACUAAACUAUCUUCUAUCUCCAACUACAGUAAAACCAGACAUUCACAAUCCAGUCAACGUGAAACACAGAAACCUAAAGAGAAAAUUGCUGAUACUAGCAUUACGAAUAAAGAAAGUGCUUUAAAAAAAGAAAAUAAAGUUUCUUCAGAGGAUUUAUACAAGUCUGAAUCUUCAAAUUUUGUUGAGAAUAAGCGAGGAGCUCAUAUAGUCGGAUCAGAAACUGUUGAACCACGUAAGUUACAAAAAUUUGAUAAUACUAACGAAGAGCGAUUAAAAGCCAUUGACACUACAUGUGAUAAAGAAUUUAACGUAAAAUUUAAAAGCGUGCCUUCACGGCUCAAGGUUGUUGCAACACGAAAUUACAGUGAUUUACCGUUCCCUCGUAAUCGUCUACACAAUUAUAGUAUGAACAACGCUAAACCUAGACAAAUUUCACAAAAUACCACAUUCAGACAUUCGUUGAAGCUUGAAAGCUCAUCGAAGAGUCCUGAAACAAAACUACAAACCCAGAAACAGUCUAACAGAUCAGAAAUUAAGUUUCUAGCAAAUCGAAGAAAUGCCAGUAUAAUCUCAAAAUCUCCAGAUACUCCAAAUCUUCACUCAAAGAAACAAACUAAGAAAGUUUCUCCAAAUUCAACAAAUAUUAAGACAAAAUGUGAUAAAACGUUAAGUCCUUCGGAGAAAACAUUCGAUACAAUUCGGAAAAAAUCGAGCUCUGUUUUAAAAGAACAAACUGAAUCUUCCAAACAUUUAGUGAAUGGAAUUAAUUCUGAAAAAUCAAACACCAUUCUAUGCAAGUAAAUUACCAUACUAAAACUGUAGACGCUUCAGAUCUGAUAACAAUCUUAGAUGUUCCUUCAAAAACAGAUUUUUUUGAAGAAUUCAAAAGUAACCGUUCCUGAGCUCCCAACUUCUGCUUUGUCGAGAUCCAACUCUGUUACUAUUACCAAGAGGAAUCUUUCUUUUGAAAUUGGCACAAAGAUGGGUGUUGCUAGAUCAAGCGCUGGAAAAGCAAAACCUGUCUCACUUUUGAAAAGAAGUGUUAGUUCUAGAAAUGUAAAAUAACGGUAUGAUUGACAAAAUAAAUCGAGAUUUAUUAAAAUUAUGGUAAAAUAGAAAAGCAUAGCUUCCAAACCACCUUUUUAUUUACCCCCAUAGCAUAAGAUCGUAAGAUAAUAGAUUAAGAUAUUAUGUAAAAAAAUACAUUAAUAACGAUGAUCAGUUUUCCAUUUAAGUGAGCGUAAGUCACGUUUCGCAUCUUUUUUGUUGUUUGGUAUGAUUAAAUAUUUGUUUAAAGGAAUAAUAUACUCUCGUAGAAAAUAUAACAUUUUCACUGCAAUAUUAUGAGUAAUGGCACAUUAAAUUGAGAAUGGUUUAUGUAACUAUUUUAUGUUUGUAUUAUACUUUUCUACUUAUAUCAC
Limulus polyphemus (Atlantic horseshoe crab) is the source of this 5408-nucleotide messenger RNA. RefSeq lists its product as uncharacterized. The record is from RefSeq and is a predicted model, not a curated record. The coding region runs from base 1 to 4788 and encodes 1595 amino acids. The transcript is spliced from 12 exons. NCBI's taxonomy places the organism in Eukaryota, Metazoa, Arthropoda, Merostomata, Xiphosura, Limulidae.